Messenger RNA from Chenopodium quinoa (quinoa), 450 nucleotides. RefSeq lists its product as uncharacterized. The transcript has a single exon. The record is from RefSeq and is a predicted model, not a curated record. Bases 1 to 450 code for a protein of 149 amino acids. Lineage: Eukaryota; Viridiplantae; Streptophyta; Magnoliopsida; Caryophyllales; Amaranthaceae.
AUGGAGCAAAACCUACCAAUAAUCACAAAAAAGCUGUAUAACAUGGUUAAACUAUCCAUCUUAAUGCUAAGUAAAGGUAUUUCCAAGAAGAAAUUACUCUUGGACCUCAACUUGAUGAUGAAGAGAGGUAAAAAGACCUUUACCAUUGGCAAAGUCUCCACCACACAAGAGUACAAGUUCAAUUGCAAAAACACAACCUUAUACCAUCACUACUACUACUACUACUCGCCCUCACCAUGUUUGGAAGAUACCGAUGAAUCGGAAUCUAUUAACAAGGUACUAGACGCUAUUAUCUCUAGUAAAGGUAGUAACCCUCGGAAUCUAAGGCUAACAGACUCUCCAUUUCCUUCACAAAAUGAACAAAGUAUUCGUGAUGAACGUGUGGAUGACGCAGCUGAGGAGUUUAUUCAGAGGUUUUACUCGCAGCUCAAGGAGCAAAGUUGUUGCUAG